Messenger RNA from Vicugna pacos (alpaca), 6606 nucleotides. It is a transcript of the gene FBXO32, whose product is annotated as F-box protein 32. NCBI's taxonomy places the organism in Eukaryota, Metazoa, Chordata, Mammalia, Artiodactyla, Camelidae. The record is from RefSeq and is a predicted model, not a curated record. Gene Ontology annotation, biological process: protein ubiquitination. Gene Ontology annotation, molecular function: protein binding. Gene Ontology annotation, cellular component: nucleus; SCF ubiquitin ligase complex; cytoplasm.
CCGCGGCCAGCGGCCCGAGAUAAAUACGGCGGCCGGGACAGCAGCGCAGCACUCCAGCGAGUCCUGCGCUCCCUGCACUCCUCCCCAGCGCCCUCCGCGAGCCCAGGACCCCACUCCGCACCCCCGACCCCGCAGCCCUCCACGCCGGGUCUCUGCAGCCGGUCCCUAGCCGACCCCAGCACCCCGAGCACCCGCCCAGGGCGGCGCGUCCCAGAGGCUGCUGGGCCGGUCCCGUCCAUCAGUCCGUCGCAUCCAUUGGUUUGCGGUGCCAUGCCAUUCCUCGGGCAGGACUGGCGGUCCCCCGGGCAGAGCUGGGUGAAGACAGCCGACGGCUGGAAGCGCUUCCUGGAUGAGAAGAGCGGCAGCUUCGUGAGCGAUCUCAGCAGUUACUGCAACAAGGAAGUAUACAAUAAGGAGAAUCUUUUCAACAGCCUGAAUUAUGACGUUGCAGCCAAGAAGAGAAAGAAGGACAUGCUGAAUAGCAAAACCAAAACUCAGUAUUUCCACCAAGAAAAAUGGAUCUAUGUUCACAAAGGAAGUACUAAAGAGCGCCAUGGAUACUGCACUCUGGGGGAAGCUUUCAACAGGCUCGACUUCUCAACUGCCAUUCUGGAUUCCAGAAGAUUUAACUACGUCGUACGGCUGUUGGAACUGAUAGCAAAGUCACAGCUCACUUCCCUGAGUGGCAUUGCCCAAAAGAACUUCAUGAACAUUUUGGAAAAAGUGGUACUGAAAGUCCUUGAAGACCAGCAAAACAUUAGACUAAUACGGGAACUACUCCAGACCCUCUACACGUCCUUGUGUACUCUGGUCCAAAGAGUGGGCAAGUCUGUGCUGGUCGGGAACAUUAACAUGUGGGUGUAUCGAAUGGAGACGAUUCUACACUGGCAGCAGCAGCUGAACAACAUCCAAAUUACCAGGCCUGCCUUCAAAGGCCUCACCUUCACCGAUCUGCCCCUGUGCUUACAACUAAACAUCAUGCAAAGGCUGAGCGAUGGCCGCGACCUGGUCAGUCUGGGCCAGGUGGCCCCCGACCUGCACGUGCUCAGUGAGGACCGGCUGUUAUGGAAGAAACUCUGCCAGUACCACUUCUCCGAGCGGCAGAUCCGCAAGCGAUUAAUUUUGUCAGACAAAGGACAGCUGGAUUGGAAGAAGAUGUAUUUUAAACUUGUGCGAUGUUACCCACGCAAGGAGCAGUACGGAGACACCCUUCAGCUUUGCAGACACUGCCACAUUCUCUCCUGGAAGGGCACCGAUCACCCGUGCACAGCCAAUAACCCUGAGAGCUGCUCCAUUUCACUUUCACCCCAGGACUUUAUCAACUUGUUCAAGUUCUGAAUACCAACACACGACAGCACCCUAGAAGGGGUUCCCCUGCUGAUUGGAUGGUUGUGAAUACAGAGUUUGGACACUUCGUUUGUAAAUAGUGUACAUUUUAAACACUGGCUCGAAACUUCUAAGAUAAGUCAUUGACAGGACAUUGGAGGGGAGAGAUGCAGUUGCUGGCUGGGAAUUUCAGCAUAUGGACUUCUCAUUAGAAUUGGUAUAAAAAAGCAGAAAUCCUGUAAAUAAACUUUUUCCCCUAAUGAUUUGCCAGCAAGACUAUAAGGGCAGGAAUUCUAUUUCAUCAGUGAAAAUGGAAUUCUUUUGCUGUUCACUGAAACUCCUUUAUAGUUCCCUAGAGAUGUGGAAGAAAGGGGGGCAAAACUCAAAUGCAAGAUAGAAGGCUCUUUGUUUACAAUGUGAAAACGUGUUGGAAAGAAGAAGAAGAACUACUAUGAGAAAUCCCUGGGCUUUUGGUUUUGAUUUGGGGUUUGUUUUGAAAAGACAAAGGAAGUACCACUCAUCUUAAACCCGCAUGGGUACAGGGCCUUAUCUUCUGAAGAUAUCACACAAUAGUCUACCUCGGAAAGCUACAAUGCUCGCUCUGACAAAGUGCAUUGUCCAGUAGGCAGUAUCUGUUUUUCUUGUUUCUUCAUCAUAUAAAAAGUGAUUCAAAGCAGGAAGAGAUACCGGAGGCAAUCCUCAUCAUAUGUCAGACUUCCUUUUUAGACAAAUGGGGCACUCUGGGGUUGCCUCUUUUUCUAGAACAACCCCAAAGCACACACGCCUUUUUCCUUUUCAUGUUGUAGCUCAUUCGGGGCAACAUAAGGCCAAUCAAUUAAAAACAAUCCCAGAGAAAUUCCUGCCACAGAAAAGAUGGGAUUAGUCACCCAAUAGCUGUGAAGACUUUCUGAUUCCUGUUUCACUUCUGGCCUUGUCUGGGUCCCUGGGUAUCUUCACGGAUAAGCCUAUCUCUGGGGGCUGUUUGGAGCCAGCGUGCUGAUAAAGGCUUGUAAAACAGGUUUUACGUAUCAGCUGCUGUUCCUCUUGCUGGGUGAUGAGUUGAGGAGUUUUCUUUACACCUAACUUCAAAAUUUAGUCAACCCGAGCUAGGGCUUCUUGCAAGGAUGAUAAAGUAAAGCCUGGAGUUCCAGCCGGAUAGGGAGCAGAGGUGCCGUGAGUUCAUCCUGAAUUUGCUCCAUGCCCCAGGGCAGCCUGCUCGGCAGACACCCGCAGGUAACUAUGUGGAAGAUGGAAAUCUCAGGACUUAAGGAGUCAAUAUUCCUGGGAGGGAAUGGGGGAUGUUCUUGUUUUUUACUUUUUUAUAGAACUCUGCUUUUCUACCACAAUGUACAUAUUUUUUGCAGUUGUAACUGCUUUCCUUUUUUUUUUCUUGUAAAUACAGUGGCCACCCUGCGUGACCUUGGCAAGUAAAUGAAGCAGAAAUAGGAAAUUAGUUCACAUGUACGUUGAAGAACAGUGUAUUCUUAGGGGUUGAACUUGUGGGGUGACCUGGAUCAGGAAAGAUGGUUAAGAACGUACAAAAACAAGCCAAGGGACCAGCUAGUGAUGUAGGAGCCCUUCAUGCCCUUCCCUCAAAGCACAACCCAAGUACCAGCGUUCGGAAGAAAACGCGACUGUUGGUCGCUAUUCCUCACGCUUUGCCAGGUCUGUGCCUCCUCCAGGGUUCCUCGGUCUCGUUUUUCAUUAUCACCUCCCCCCACCCCAAGAAGAAAAAAGUAAAUUGAACUUCAGUUCUGGAAAAAAAAGUAAAUAUUAAAGAAUAAGAUCUCGUUGGGUAAGGUUGAGUUUUGGAGGGCCACGAACCACUGUAACAUGUAACGGGGAUUUUUUUUUGCCCCCUUUCCUCCCUGCACCCCACCCCCUCCCUCAACAAGGUCAUGUUGAGAAUGCAGAGUCCAGACUGUGAACUAAAAAGCUCAUUCUUCCAUAAUUCAGGCAUGUUCUCUUAAAGGUCUCAGCUUCUUGCAAGAUGUGGGGGGAGCUGGCUUUGUCGUUGCUGUGAGAGCUCUGGCACCUUUGACUCUGGCAUUUUUAGGCCUUCAUGGCCCUCCACAUCUUGCCCCCAACUCAUCUGCUUCUUCGUGCUGAUCAAGCCAGGGGAGUCUCCUCAGCACCUUCAGGUUUGCAGCCCCAGAAAUGUUGCCUGCUUUGACGGUCAGCAUGAAACGAGCGAACCAGUGUCACAUGGACUGCCGGCGGUGCUCAGGAUUGCACAGCCCACCCCAGGCAGCGGGAGCAUCUGUGCACCACGACCCCACCCAACGGACAGGCUGGUGGUUUUCUGAAACGCUUACCCAGAUGGUGCCUCCGGACUCUCCCCAUCUCCUUUGGUGUAAUUGGAGGUAGUGUGUGACAAGAGUCAAGGAGAAUGUUUAAGGAAAAGAAAAGAAGAAACCAUCAAUUGUGGUUCCCUCUCUUUAGAAGAGGAGAAUGAGGAAGGAACUGGCAGGUGGAGAGGGAGCGGGGAAGGAGUAGAAGGGGCGUGUCUUUGACGCUAUGGUUUGUGUGAGGGCGGCGGGUGUGAGCAUCUGAGUUGGUGCCAUGGGGUAGCUGUGAAGUAUGGCCAGAGCCUUACAUAUUAGUAAAGUUAAAAAGAAAACACUUAUUCCCUGGGCACUAAUCGUCUAUAGAAUGUCUAGUGGUAAACCCUUCCAGGACAGCCUGACCUAAAAAACAAAACAAAGAAUCCCUGUCUCAGAACUGCUGGCCUAAAAGCCAGAAGGGACAGGACACUCUGUUCUCUUUGCUGUACCUACCUACCCCCACCCCAACCCUAUAAAGCAGAAUUCAAAAUUGAUGUCAAAUAUGAACGUAACCUGGACUUCCAGGGAAGCAAAGAGCUUUGUCCAGGGCAGUGGGAGCAGAUCCACUGGGGUGUCAUGGCUUGGUUCAACUCAGAGGUUUCUGAGCAAUGAUCCCACAGUUUCUUGAGAAUCAGGCACAGCAUUUGCGGAAAGGAGACUUUGCGAAAGCCUAGGAGGGCAGACUUCAUAGCAGGAUCCAGACAUUUUAAACUAGAUCGCGUUAUUAUUACUCAGUGCAGACGGAUCAGUCACGUGGGAGGAUGGUGGCACAAACUACAAGGUAAAGGCAUCCCCCAUUUCAGAAAGGUCAGUUGGGAGAGGACCUUUGUUUAGUGAUGAUCAAUUUUCUGUUGAGGUGGCUCAGAGGAGAUAUUUUGGAUGGGCUGGGUUGACACUGCAAAACUGUUACAGCAAGAACCGGGCGUUCCUUGGCAAUGAUGAAGGAAGGUAAGGAGCGUGUGUUGCGUUAUCGCCACAGUUCUCUAUUGAAAAACUAUUUUUCAAGAGGAGCUUGCAAUUAACAGAGGCUCCUUGUUUUCCGUUGUCUCUAUGUGGGAGAAGAGAAAGAGCUUGGAAUUUCAUUUGUCUAAGCAAGUGGUGUGAUUUACAAGAAGUUCAGUCAUUUCAACAGUAUAUCAUGCUUAGCGUUCAAUACAAUGUUUAUCAUAAAAUAUGCACCUGAGUUUAUAUUUUUCUGCCAGGCUGUAGGGCCAUAAUGUCUUGCUAUGCAAACACUCUAUUUUAUGUGUGAAUUUUUUUAACUGUAAUUUAAUGUGUGAAUUUUUUUUAAACUAAACUCUAUCAUCAUUUUCUAUGUUGACAUCGGCUGUUUUUUGUUAUUGUUGUUUUUAAUCUGUUUCCAAUUCUCUAAGUCUGUGAAACAUCCCUCUGACUGGAUGCUGGCCUAAAACCUUAUUAGUGUUUAAACAGACCUCAGAAACACCCUGAACCUCUAAGCAAACACAGAGAUGGGGCUUUUUGAUAUAUCUUGGGCCCCUGAUGUCUUCAACAAACAAAAUUGUAAUUCCUUUACACUUAGCGUUUUCUGUGGAUGCUUUCUUUUGUGUUUUAUUAAGAAGAGUCAACCCUCCGUGGUUUUCCAAAGGAAGGAAACUUCUCCCCCAGACUUUAGUGCUGGAAGGGAGGCUAGAGAUGCUGGAGUCUGGCACUCCUCUGCCUUUCAAGAUGAGGUAGUGGGUCCAGAAUAUUUAGGGGACGUGCUUCAGCCCACCUGGUACUCAGCAGUGGACCUAAGCGUAAACCUGGAACUUUCUGAGGCUUGACUUUGUGCCCCCUGCCCCAGCACCUUUAGUUGUGGCAGGACACCCAGGACACCUGACCUGAUUCUUCUCAAGACCUUCACUGUGGGACAGCAAGUUUAUAUCCACUGUUAGGUGUCUGGCCAUUAAUUUUUCCAAACAUUUAAGUCCCUGAUUCUUCCUGGAGAAGUUAAGGAGCCACUUAAUGAUUUUACAGAACUUUUGUGAGUACAGCAUACUAGUGAGUACAAUCUGCUUGCUCUAAAGUAAGCAACAUGUUUUGAUAAAUGCAUUUUCCCCUGGGUACUUAGAUUUUAAUUAUAAAGGUAGCCCCUGAGACAGGUAACGGCUGAGCAGCUGGCUUGCUUUCUAGAAACUGAGGUUCUGAUGGUAACCAAGUAGGUAUUUCCUCUCCCCUUAGACUAAGAGGUACAUUUAAUCCACCCCUCCCAUCUACUGGUCCUCCGGUACCUGCAGUGAGAUCCAGUGAGCUUCCAGAAGAUCACUUUCUGCUAAACCUCACCUUCACCAAGCAAAGGGGGAUAAUUUCACAAGGCAGCAAGGAGCAAGGGACCACGAUAUUCAUGACUUUGUCUGCUAGGCAUUUUUCAAAGUGUCCUUGAACUCAGCAAACAAAGCUUCCUGAGAGAUCUCUCAAAACUUAGGCCCUGCUCCAUUUGGCCAAAUAUGGAUGGCUGCUUCAAAACUCUAAACUUCUUGAAACUCCAUCUGCUACAACUUUACUUCUGGAGGUUGAAUAUGACUUUUUCUGUCUUUGAGUAUAGAAAUGUUUGUUUUGUUAACGAUACACAAGUCUGUUAAACAGAAAGCUCUAAGCAGCGCUCUACACUUGAGAACUCUUGGCGCCAUCUUUAUUCUACCAAGUGCCAAUCACCCUGGUUAAAGGGGGUAUAUAUUAAAGUCCAAAUCCUAAGCUUAGAAGCUUUAAUGUAUUUUUUUUAAAUGAAAAAUACUAUAGAGGGUUGGACAUUGUAACUAAAAGUAUAAGGUUAGACCAAUUACAUGCAAAGAUGUUUAUUUAAUAUUGUGUGGGCUGAGUCCUUCUGUAUAAAUUAUUUGCACCCUCUUCUUGCAUGAUGAACUGAUUUUUUUAUAGUUGUUUGUACCAGACAGUGGCAUAUUUUUGUAAAAAUUUUUUUGACACUGAAUUGCAAUAAAAUGUUUUUCCAACAACA